AUGAAAGAUAAAGAAAACUGGGUAAACAUUUAUGUUUACAAAUACCCUCAUUUUGGGAAUCGCACAUCCAAUCGUGCAGAGAGUGCCCAUGCUUCUCUUAAACAUUCUCUUGGAACUUCCUCCGGAAAACUUAAUACUGUUACUCUCAAAGUAAAUAAGUGGUAUGAAGAGUUGAUUGCUUAUCAUAAGCAUAGACUAAUGGUCGAGUGUCUUGGAGAGAGCACAACAAUUGUGUUUGACAAAACCAAUGCUGCCAGACUAGAUGACAUUCGUCUUAAAAUUGGUCGGCGCUGGAGAAGAGAAUACUUGAAAGGAGAAGACCAUACAAAAAUCAAAAAUGCAGUAUCAAUUCCCGAAGACAUCAAUACCAUAACAACAAUAACCCCUGAACUUGCCCACGAUCUUCUGCAACUCUGUGAAGGUUUCAACAACUCACAGAGUAAACAACUACAAAUUGAUAUUCAACUAUCAAUCAAAAAAAUGGUAACUCAAAUCAACCAGCAGUAA
This is a messenger RNA of Phycomyces blakesleeanus NRRL 1555(-), 507 nucleotides long. RefSeq lists its product as hypothetical. Bases 1 to 507 code for a protein of 168 amino acids. The record is from RefSeq and is a predicted model, not a curated record. The transcript has 4 exons. Lineage: Eukaryota; Fungi; Mucoromycota; Mucoromycetes; Mucorales; Phycomycetaceae.